Ailuropoda melanoleuca (giant panda) is the source of this 1562-nucleotide messenger RNA. It is a transcript of the gene NIFK, whose product is annotated as nucleolar protein interacting with the FHA domain of MKI67. Gene Ontology annotation, molecular function: RNA binding. The transcript is spliced from 7 exons. The record is from RefSeq and is a predicted model, not a curated record. NCBI's taxonomy places the organism in Eukaryota, Metazoa, Chordata, Mammalia, Carnivora, Ursidae. Bases 80 to 973 code for a protein of 297 amino acids.
CACUUCCGCUUUGGGUGAGCUCAGAGCUCGCUGUUUCCGGCGGCGCCGCGUGGAGCUCUGCGGCUUGGAAGCCGUCGCCAUGGCGGUCUUUGCUGGCCCGGCCAAGCCGUUCCUGUCGCUGAACCCGCAGGAAGAGGCCAAGUUUCAGAAGGAGGUGGCGCAGGCUCGCCGGCGCGCAAACCAGCGACAGGAGAAAGAAAAACUGACUCCUGGAGUAAUCUAUGUGGGCCACUUACCUCCAGCACUUUAUGAAACCCAGAUUCGGGCAUAUUUCUCCCAGUUUGGCGCUGUUACAAGAUUCAGGCUGUCCAGAAGUAAAAGGACUGGAAAUAGUAAAGGCUAUGCCUUUGUGGAGUUUGCAUCUGAAGAUGUUGCCAAGAUAGUUGCUGACACAAUGAACAACUACCUUUUUGGUGAAAGACUCUUAAAGUGUCAUUUUAUACCACCCGAAAAAGUACACGAAGAACUUUUUAGAGAGUGGCAUGUUCCAUUUAAAAAGCCAUCAUAUCCAGCAGUGAAACGGUAUAAUCAGAAUCGGACACUUCUUCAAAAGCUACAGAUGGAGGAGCGAUUUAAAAAGAAGGAAAAAUUACUCAGAAAGAAAUUAGCUAAAAAAGGAAUUGAUUAUGAUUUUCCUUCACUGAUUUUACAUAAAAAGGAAAAAAGAAAUGCAUCAAACACUGGGCUUCAGAAAUCUACAAAUAGCCAGGUCUUAUCAAAGAAGAAGAAGAAGAAAAAGGUUUCACAUACUCCUGCCACUCCUGAGAAGACUGUGGAUAGCCAGGGCCCCACGCCAGUUUGUACGCCAACGUUUUUGGAGAAACGAAAAUCUGAAGUGGCUAAAAUGAACGUUGAUGAUAAAGAUAAUGAAAUAGUUUUCAAACAGCCCGUACCAGGUGUAAAAGAAGAAACACAAGAGACUCAAACAUCUACACGUUCAAGAAAAAAAAGACGAAGAAAAAGCAAUCAGUGAUUCUGAAUGUAUUCUAUUUCUUCUGAAAAAUGUGAUUUUAGUGUGAGGGCGAAUUCUUUGUAUUUAACUAGAUGCAAUGGAAUGCAACCAUUGUCAAGGUUCUUGGAGGGAAAACUGUCAGUUCAAGUCAGUACGGAAGGCAGUCAGUAGCUGGCUUACCUGCCCUUGCUGAACUGCGAGGUGCCCAGCUUGCAGGAGCCGGGCUUACGCUGCCUCUUUGUCCUGGUCUCUAGUUUUCUUUGCAGAUUUCAUAGCUGUCUUUAGUAACUCUGCCUGGAUAGAAAAGUCACCAUUUACUGCAGCUUUUGUUGUUACCAUCAAAUUAAAUAAAAUCUUGCUUGACCAUCUGCGUGGUUCUGUUAGGCAUGCACCUUUAACCCAUAGGGCACUUCAGUGUCGUGUGCUUGAAACGAAGUUAAUUACAGGGAGGGAGAGAAGUAUGUGUAUGUGAUCACUUUUACCACGUUACGUUAGUUUGGGUGGGUUAGCAAGAUUUAAUAACCGUCAUUUUGUGUCUGUAUCAUGGAUGUGGAAUUGUAUUUCAAGAAUCAGUGACCAGCAAAUAAAUUUUUUCUACAGUUCAGUUGUA